AAAGCGGAGCGGCAGCCUGAUCACACACACUCACACAGUAGCAGAGGCAGAGAGAGGAUCACACACAGCCGAGUGUGAGAGGUUGGGGAUCCUUCACUGUUUUUUUCUUCACUUGCAUGAACGCAACCGUAGACCCCCCCAGGAUCUAAAGAUGUGGACGGAAGUCGGAAAGCUUGUGCUAUUACAUUUGUUACUUAUGGAGCUCCAUUGCGCGAAAGGAACUCAUACGGAGUCGGAGUGUGAAACUGGGCAGUUUCAGUGCAAGAACGGACGGUGCAUCCCGACCCUGUGGAGAUGUGAUGAUGAUGAUGAUUGCUCAGACAGCAGCGACGAGGAGAACUGUCCAAAGAAGACAUGUGCGACCACAGACUUCGCCUGUAAGAAUGGACAGUGUGUUCCUGCUAGGUGGCGCUGCGAUGGAGAACCGGAGUGUGCAGACGGUUCAGACGAGGCUGAUGCAAUCUGCAGCCGACAGACCUGUCCACCAGAGAAGUUUGAUUGCGGUGGGGCUGCCAGCAAAUGUGUUUCGUUGUCAUGGCGAUGCGACGGAGAGAGGGACUGUGAGAACGGAGCAGAUGAGGAGCAGUGCGCUGCAGAUGCCAAGGCUUGCCCCGCCAAAGAUUUCCAGUGCCGUAACGGGAAGUGUGUGGCACCUAUCUUUGUGUGUGAUGGCGACGACGACUGUGGGGAUGCCAGCGACGAGGAGAAGUGCACGGCCCCCACCUGCGGCCAGCACGAGUUCCGCUGCAAUGACUCUGAGUGCAUCCCCGCCCUGUGGAGUUGCGACGGCGACCCGGACUGCAAGGACAAGUCAGACGAGUCCAUGGAGCGCUGCAGCCGGAGGACGGAGCCCCAGAAACCUCGCUGCCCAGUGGGCGAGUUCCAGUGUGGGAGUGGGGAGUGUGUCCAUAUGAACUGGAAGUGCGAUGGAGAUGCAGAUUGCAAGGAUAAAUCAGAUGAAGCAAACUGUUCCCUGUUUACUUGUCGACCUGAUGAGUUCCAGUGUGGCGAUGGAUCCUGUAUCCAUGGCACCAAACAGUGCAAUAAAGUUCACGACUGUCCGGACUACAGUGAUGAAGCUGGUUGUGUCAACGUUACAAAGUGUGACGGGCCAAAAAAGUUCCGCUGCAAGAACGGGGAGUGUAUUGACAGCAGCAAGGUGUGUGAUAAUGUGAAAGACUGCAAGGACUGGUCUGAUGAACCCAUGAAGGAGUGUGGCCUGAAUGAGUGUGCAGACAACAAUGGUGGCUGUUCCCACAUCUGCAGGGACCGGAGAAUUGGUUAUGAGUGUGACUGUCCCUCUGGGUACAAACUCCUGGACAAAAAGACUUGUGGAGACAUAGAUGAAUGUGAGAACCCAGAUGCCUGCAGUCAGAUCUGCAUCAACUACAAAGGAGAUUAUAAGUGUGAAUGCUACGAAGGCUAUGAGAUGGACCCUGCCUCUAAGACCUGCAAGGCCGUGGGAAAGAGUCCAUACCUGAUGUUCACCAACCGCCAUGAGAUCCGUCGCAUCGACCUGCUGAAGAGUGAAUACGCACAGGUGGUUCCCACGCUGAAGAAUGCAGUGGCCCUGGAUGUAGACGUAUCCACCAACAAGAUGUUCUGGUGUGAUCUAUAUCAUCGUAAAAUAUACAGUGCUUACAUCAACAAGGCCAGUGACUCGUCGCAGCAGGUGACUCUCAUUGACUCGCUCCACUCCCCCGAGGGCCUGGCCGUCGACUGGGUUCACAAGAACAUCUACUGGACCGACUCGGGCAACAAGAGCAUCUCGGUCGCCACAGGAGACGGCAGGAAGAGAAAAGUGCUGAUAGCCACUGAGCUGAGUGAGCCACGGGCCAUCGCAGUGGAUCCACACCAAGGGUUUAUGUACUGGUCAGACUGGGGAGGUCAGGCCAAAAUAGAGAAGUCUGGAUUGAAUGGAGUGGACCGGCAAGUUCUGGUGUCUGAACACAUCGAGUGGCCCAACGGAAUCACACUGGACUUGUCUAACAGGCGUCUCUACUGGGUGGACUCCAAGCUGCACCUCCUGUCUAGUGUGGAUCUGAAUGGAGACAACCGCAAAGUUCUGCUGUCCUCCCAUCACCACCUGGGACACCCCUUCGCCCUCACUGUGUUCGAGGAUCGCAUAUAUUGGACAGACUUGGAGGAUGAAGCAAUAUACAGUGUCAACCGACUGACGGGACACGAUGUGGUAAAGGUGGCAGAGCACCUCAACAACCCCCUGGACCUGGUGGUGUUUCAUGAACAGAGGCAGCCCAAAGCCCCUGAUACCUGUAACAUGGGUAGUCUGCCCAACGGCGGGUGUGAGUACCUCUGUCUUAAGGCCCCCCAGAUCACAGACCACUCUCCCAAGUACACCUGUGCCUGCCCUGAUGGCAUGGAGCUGGGACCAGACAUGAGGCGCUGUGCUGUAGUUCGACCCAGAACAACCACAACAGCUGCUCCGACCACCACCACCACAACUCCCACCACCACCACUACAAGCACUACACCAACUAGCACAACUGUUACCACCACCACAACACGCCCUACCACAACGACCACAAGCCCCACUACCACCUCUGCUGCUACGACACUCAGGCCCACGACCAGACGUCUGAUGACACCAGCACAUCCUCAGACCCCCAGGAGCACCUCUACUGAGCAGCCCCGGACCCCCGCUGCCACGAGUACAGAGACGACCAGUUUCAGCAGCACAACUCAGAUGUCCACUUCCACACACACACCCCUAUUGGGCCCAGUGGCCCCCAACAGCAUUCAGAGAGAGAGCAACGGCAACCUCUCCCACAGAGGUAAGGAUCAUGCUGCGAGUGAUCACUACCUCAUAGGUAACAACAUCACAGUAGCUGUUCUGGGGAUAGUCAUUCCUAUUGUCCCUAUCCUUGCCACAGUGGUCAUCGGAUUACUCUGCACUGGCGGAUACCUGGUUUGGCGCAACUGGCGGCGCAAGAACACCAAGAGCAUGAACUUCGACAACCCAGUGUACCGCAAAACCACGGAGGAUGACGACGACGAAAUUCACAUCGGGCGACACAGCGAGUCCAUCGGCCACGUGUACCCAGCAGUGAGUGGCAGCCACAGUCAGCCAUUCAUAGCGCUUCCUCUAGGGGGUGGCAUCACAGACAGCAACUCUCACUGGUACUCAGGGGCCCCAAUGCUCUCCAGCGGAAAAUGAGAGAAGCUACAGAGGAAAGGAAGGAAUUUGGAAUAUUUAGGAUAUGAGAGUAUGCGCAGGGGUUUGGAAAAGCCCGUUUGUUGUACAUGUAGGCCUGGAAAGAAAGGACAGGCUUGCACAUGCACACGCCCACAUUCUCACAUAAUUCUUUCAGUAAUCACUGAAGUAAUCGUACACUCACAUAAGCCCUUCACCAGUACAUGAUAUUCACAUUUAUUUCACCUUCAUGACCAUAACCAUACAGUACAUUUGUUUAUUAACAUUAAAUCCUUGUUGCCAACCUGCCAUCCCAUUUAUUCGUACAUUGUGCUAGUUUUUCUGGUCGUUGAAGUGUUUGUUUUGUUACUGGGAGACAUAUGUUUCUUAUAAAGCUCCCGUUUCCCAACAAAACUCCUAACACGAAGCAGCCGAUGCAAAGGUUACUCUUUCUUUCAACAUGGAGACAACAGAAAAUAUGUGCAUCCUUGUUAGAGAGGAAUUUUCUGGAUGUUUCUUCGUUAUGUUUGCUGCUAAAAAUGAUAACAAAGGGUCAUCCAGAAAUUAGAGGGGUACUGAGGCUUAAAAAUGACUGCUGUCUUGUUGCAGUAUAUAUGGAAGAGAGAUGCAUAAUGAGGGACGCCCUGCAGCGGCAUCUGUUUAUUAGUAGGACAAAAAUGUUUUUAGUGUUGCAAUGCCUUUAAAGAGAAAGAGGACUAGCUGUAUAGUCACCUCUGAAAGGACAACAGAGCACAGGACUAAACCAUUCUGCAAAUAAAAAUUUGAUUUUUAGAGUGGAUAGUAACAUCAUGAUGUAUACCUUAUGAGAAUUUUAUGUUUUCAUUACACUGUAAAUGAGACAUGACAGAUAAAAAGGGGAGCACAAAUCAGAAGCAAGGACAGUCCAAAAUAGAAUUUCUCAUAUUCUGUAUUGAGUGCAGUUGCAGAAACCAUUAAUCUCCACAUUUCAUCAGUUACAGACUACCCUGUUGAUUUCCCAUUGAUGCAGAUGCAUUUUUGAGCCUCACUUACUGAAAAUGAAGCUGCGUUUUCUAAAACCUGCAGAAACAAAUGCAGCCGUGCACUCAAAUUCACUUAAACAUCUAAAGAUUGUGUCAUCGGGACAUUUAUUGAAUAUAUUUGUUGUUUUUUACGUAAGGCAUGCAGGGAAGGGCAGCCAAAAAGGAUUAUGGGGGGUGGGAGUCUAGCGCUUUGAUCGGUUGGCAUGGUAACACAGAUUUCUUUGUGUUGCUCCGGAGAGAAAGGAGGCAAGGAAUUCUGGGUAUCACUGGCAUGAUGACAGGCUGGAGACACACACUCACACACACACACACACACACACACACCAAACAGGUGCACGACUGAGUCAUAUUAACAUUCAAGGUCGAAUUACCAACCACCCGCAGUGAAGGGCUACAGAGAGGGAACUAUACUGUCUCUCUCUUGUCUCCCAGUUUUACUACACAUAUGUCCAAAUCUCUUUUAUUGUCUUUACAUUUUUUUAAACAUGUUUUCCUCCUCUCCUUUCCUCUCCUCUCCUUUCCUUUCUUUCGUGGCAAUGUGGCAACUCAGACAGCCAGAGAAAUCAGGUUGACAAUAUGUGGGCCAGACAUUUUCAGCCGUAGGCAAGCAUCCGGCAUUCCUCACAUAGGAGCAGCCAGAGAAGGGGGGAAUGAACAAGGGGGAAUUAGAAAGAGGAGGAGAGGAAGGUCAGGGAGAGGUUGGAAAAGUGAGGACUAUAAGUAGAAGAAGAAGGAAGGAGCAGGAGAAUGGAUUCUAUACGAACCUGCCGUUUCUUUUCUGGGUGCCGUCUAGACUUGAAUCUCUCUUUUUCUCCUGCUUUCCUUCUUUGUUCUCUGUCCAUCAUGCUGUUUUUUCUUUUUCUGUUCUCUAUCUCACCUCUUUCUCUUUCUCUCCCUCCUUCACCAGCCUUCUGGGGUAACAGUUUUUUUAUCUGCUGUUUGCAGCGCGUGGCACUCAGUCUGGAGGAUGAUGGCUAUCCCUGAGGGGGGGAUACAUCCUGCCCCCCCUCCCAAUUCCAUCCUGGCCCCUCCUCUCACCACAGCCUCGACACCACUACAAUGAGGCCAAUACAACGCAGACGAGAAAGAGAAGGAGUCCUCAUUUUGCCUCCACUUUUAAGGAGCAGGGAUGACAUGUACAUCUUGUAUAUCCCCCUUCCUCUCCUACUUUCUCCACUGGAGUAACAUUACUACCACUACUAGCCACUACUACUUCCCUUAGUGCUAGUUUGUCUGUAGUCUCUGCUCCACUCCUCUCUUCUCUCUGCCUCUUGUUAGCUGUAGUGGUGUGUAAAAUGCUGCUUGAUGAUUUUGUUCAAACUAACCUCAUUUGGCCGUCUCAGUGCACAUUGUAAAUAGAAGGCUGUCUGGCCACCGUACAAGGCGAAAAGCUGGCAUGCAUUAUUUUUAAUUGAUAUUAUGACGAUUUAUUUAUUUUAUGUGUUUGCUGUUGUAAAUAUGUAAUCAGCAUCUCUCAGUGCACAGCACUAAAGGCAGAUUUGUUCAAGUCUGCAAGGAUAUACAGUUCUAGGCAAGGACAUCAUUUUUCUUCAUAGUUCCCUUUACAUCUUGAGUAGACAUGACAGAUUUUUUUUUUUAAACAGGGGAAUUUCAUCUUUUCUCUCACCCAGCCUCUCAGAUUUGCCCCUUGAUAUGCUAUAUGUAGGCAGUCAAUGCUAAAUAUAGCCAAGGGGAAAGGAGACAGAAAAAUAUGAUGGGGUUGUCUGCAUGUUUGGAGGUGAUUUUGGGGUGAAAUAGUAAGGCAAGGUGCUUUUUUUGAGGGGAAUAGCAGGAUUUGUGCCACCAGAGGGUAGUGCCUCAAGGCAAAAAGCAGCAGGGCAGAAAAGGCAAAGGAUUAUGGGUAAUCCUCUCAAAGGUGUGCCUACAGUCGAUAAUGAAUUUGGGAUUGUUUGUUCAUUUGCGGUGGGUGUUAGGACUCACACGUUGUUUGUCUUUGUGUCUGCUGCAUUAAUAUUUUAGAGGUAAAUCUUCAUAUUCAGAUAGCAGAGUGUUAUAAAACACCAUCCUGUAACUGUUUUGAGAUAUGAAAAUGGUUUUCAACUGCUGCCAAACACAGAUAUUAGUGGAUGAACUUGAGCACCCAAUAAACAUCAAUCCCAGUGUGUCAGUGGCUUCACAGCACUGCGUGUGGUUGUUUUUAUCGUGACAACUUCUCCGUCUUUAGUCCCCACUUUUUAACAAUGUGACUUGAUGCAAUACUGCAAAAAAAGAGCCCUCAUUUGGAAUGACUUUCUGCUGUCACUGACUGCUCAGCGUGGUUGUUAGUGGCCCUGUUUUGUAUGGGCAGAUGAGUAAUACGCCGAGGCUGACUGAGCCGAGCACUGAUUUGAUUUGAAAGCUGGAUAGAGAAGAAGCGUGUAAACCAGCGUAAAGAGCUGAUCUUCCAUUGGCUUGCCACAGACAUGCUUCCAGCCCAUUGAAUCAGAUGGAAUUCAUGCUCAGUGACUAUCGCAAUAAUUGCUUACAAUGUGUUGUAAUAGUGAAUUUCUAGAAGCUGUCAUCACAAGUUAACGUGAUAGCUGUUACAAGUAGUUAUGGCAAAUUAUUCCUACUCUGGACAUCACUUAGUCUCAAUAAAGGGCCUUUUAAAGGUGUUAAGCACACUUAUAAUGCAUUAUAAGAUAUAAGGUGUUUUACAUUGUCGAAACUAUACAUGCAACACUUGUCUUCCAUUGAAUAACAAAUUUGAACAAUGUUGCUUUUGUUUGUCACAUCCUAAGACGUUUAAUAAACCUUAAAUAUAUGACUGAAUAACAAGAAAAAAAGGAUAGAAUUCAAGAUGUCUUCCAAUAGUGGCCUCGUACAGGCUCAGCAUAUGUAUUCAUCUAACUUUACAGACAGUAUGUGCAUACAAACUAACAGUUGAUUAAUGGUAAUUAUUGAUGGUUCUCACUGUUUCCUGGAAAAGUUUUCUCGGUAUAGAUGCUCAGCUAACCACGGGGGAGGAAGAAAGAAACACAAGACAAAGGUAGGCAGGAAAUGUCUGCCAGGAUUUAGACCAAACUGUAUGCAAACAGGUUUAUGCUCAGAAGAUGAAUAGUGGGCCAUUUAUUUUGCUGGAUUUCUGCUGAUGUUGUGUUGAAGUGUUCUGACACUCACUCCGCUCACCUCCCUCAAAUGGAUGGCACUCUCAGUUUAUGGUGCACAGUGGGGGAUUUGUAUGAACUGUAUGUGACAAGUGGCAUGCCAGACAAGUAAAUUGCAGUCCUCUCCAGCACUGCACUCUCCUACGUCUAUCUAACGAAGGGGGAUUGAGCACAAGGGGGUGGCCAUCUCCCUUAAUCUUAACUUUGUACCGAUGAAGUAAAAUAAAAUGCAUUACAUGGUGGGCAAGAGUGUGUCUCAGCUCAGCAUGAUCCUGGACUGGCUUGGUGGCUUCCUGCAGUGUUUUUUUGGUAGAAUUUUGGAAUAACUUGUAUGAAAAAGGUACAUUGACAAAGCUGACAACUGUUAUGAAUUCUUUAUUUUUCAUACUUUUUCAUAAAAAUCUAUAUAUGUCCUAAAGGAAAGAUGAGGAUGAUAUAAGAUGCCAAGAAAGAUGUCACAAGUCAGACAUCUUUAUGAAUUUAAGAUUAAAUAAAUCCAAAAACCCGCUGCUGGACUGAACCCUGAGCUCAGCCAUCUCUGCACUCCAUGUAGUUUUCUUUAUGUCCGUGUUUGCUGCAGGUCUAAUGGAGUUCCAUACUGAGGGUUUGCAGUUAGGAGUAUAAAUUGCUUAUUUAUUGAGGUGACUGAGCCUGGCGUUGUAGAAAACUUAUUAUGGCUACAGUGUGAAGACAGAUUGGUUGGUCCACUUUGUGGCCACCUUGAGGGCAGCCGUCUCCACUGAAGGACACUGAAAAAGUCCAGAAAGGAGCUUUAGUCAUUCAUCAUAUAGUAGGUAGUAAUUGUAGUGGUUGUACAGGACAUGCUUUGAUAGUAUGCUUUCUGGGCAUUCUUGGUUCAUAUUUUCAGGAAUCAUUUAGGAGCUAAUUGAUGCUCUAAUGGCAGCAUAAUCAUAGUUUUACUCUCAGUCAGCUCCAUAAACACCAGGCUGCAGUUUCAAGGAUCAAGCUGUGCACUCUUCCUCAUGCUGAAGAGGUCGAAGAAUAAUUAAUUGUGUGUUUAUGUACAUAUAUGUUCAGUGAUUCAGUUAUUGUAAUACAGGUAUGAUGUUGUAGAGGUACGUUUUUUGUUAUUUACUUGAAGUCUUUAAGUGUUAACUCAGUAGUUGCUGCAUUGUUGCAUGUGCAACAUAAUAUCUUGCACAAACGUAUUUAACAUUAAACCAAAAUGUAGUAGAUUGGGAACCGGUUGCACCAGCUAUUUGUAAGUUUACAAACCACUAUAUUAAAACAGGAUGUAAACCCAAACAAUUGUUGAGGUAAUGAGAUUUGGUUGAGACUUCUAAUUGGCACUAGAUCAGAAUGCUGUUUAAUGAUGUGCAGUAACUUAGAAGAUUUUAAAUUACAUUUCACAACAAAAUAACACAAUAUACAUUACUUAGUAUAAUUUCAACUUAGUGUAAUCAGAUAUUUCCCAUUUUUUAUAAAUUGUAUGAAUACUCCUGACUCUGAAAGACAUAUUUCUACAUAUUUAAAAAUACCUAAGUUACUUAAGUCUUUACUUGUUAAGAAACUCUUCAUGUUUUAAUGGUGAAACCCGAUUUAGUAAAUCACUAAUCACACGGCAGCAGCUAGUUUGUAUAAAACUUUGGAAGGACUUUACACACAGACUUAGUGAUAGAUUAACAAACAGCUGGUGCAACACAAUCCUGGUUCUCGAUCAAAACAUGCACUUUGGAUACAUAUUCACAUGCUCAAUAAAAUUCCUGUGUUGUGUAGGCCUAGCAGUUUACUAUCACAAUAGAUCAAACUAACUUAUGUCAAAACAUCCAUGACAAGGUUGUCUGGUUUAUUUUAUUAGAAAGAUGUUAAAUUAGUAGCUCAUCUUAGCAAAUUCUAACAGCCGUGAUAACCCAUAAUCCAAUCUAAUUGUAUGCUGUAACGUUCCUGAUUUGGUCUCCCUGUUUUUAACUGUCCUGUCGCUCGUCCUUCCCUUCCUCUCUGCACUCUUCUAAUGGUUGUCUCCGGUCUCACCUAUGCUGCUUUAAACAGGAUGCACUGACUGCUUUCUAACAUCACUCACAUCCCUCUACUACUUUACUUCCUCAAGCACUGUAUCAAAAGCAAUGCAGCUGUCAGGCUUCAAGUCUUUCUGUGGUUGUUACACUACUGAAUUUUAGUUUAAAAAGCAAAGUCAGCAUUGCUGUCUCCGUGCACUCUCAUUCUCUCACCCUCCCAUCUUCAUCUUAGCCAUCGACAUCUUUCCUUUGGCAAGGGCUAUCAGUCUUUGGGUAGACAGAUACACACACACACACACACUGGACGAAUGGGGAAAAAAACACUGGAGGAAAUAACCUGGAAUCAUAAAAAUAAUAAGGAAACCCCCAGAGCUGUAAAAGAGCCCUCCUGAUCAUGAACCAGCGAACAGGCAUACAAGCACGCUCAGCCAGGAGAAGCAGCCCCCCCACCACCAACUCCCCAAACCAGCUACAGUUUUGGACUGUGGAAGGAGCCCUCACUGACUCUACUUGGCUAGCAAUUAGCUCUUCUCGACCCAGUGACUUUCCUUCACUAACUGGUUCCUCUUAUUAUCAUGUGUUUUUUGGACUGUUAGUCUGUGAGUUGUAGUUGUUGCUCUCUCUUUCUCUCUCUCUCUCUCUCUCUCUCUCUCUCCUCACCAAACCGUUCUCAGUUUCAUAUUUGAUCUUCUUGUCGUUUGAUUACUUGAAGGGCAGUGUUCAGUCGCCUACAUUUUUCUACCAGUCAGUGUAAAAUGAAGGUUGGGGGAAUAAGACAGCAAUGGGGAAGUUGUGAAAUAUGUGUGUGUAAAUCUUUUUAUGGGUUGGGAUGAUGAUAUACACUGGCAAUAUUUUGAUAAAUAACAAUAGAUUUGGACAUUUUGCUUCAACGGCGAUUGAGGUUGGAGAAAGUCACUGCAAAUGUAAGAAACUAUUGGCUCUAAUUUUUUGCAAAACUGUCUACCUGCAUUUUCUUCAAAUGUUGCUGAUGUGUCAUUGCCUGCAAGGAAAUCUCAAAAACCAUCCGGGGCUCUGUCCAUUCCACAGCCAUACGACAGGCAUUUUUUUACGCUGUUUGUUGCACAAAACUUUUCAAGAAGCCUUCUGCACUGUGUAAAGAGAUAACGUUCUUAGGAGGGGAGGAAAUAAAAAAAGGGGGGGUCCAAUGGUACAGUCCAAUGGUUUUGAAUCGUGACUUGUAAAUACGUUUUCAUACAGCAAAAACUUUUUGAUAAUGUUUUAAAUGUAUCUGUAAAAAAAGAUGUACAUAAACCUCUGGGGUGAAAAGGAGUGUAGACUAUAUAUGAAUUUAUUUGUACACAAGAGCACUGGAUUUAUUUACUACUUGAUUGUAACUAAAAAUUAAUAAUCUGCCAAAGUGUUUUUACUUUAAUUUUUCUCCUGUCUGUUCCUUUUGUUUUUGUUUUGCUUUUUAACAGCAUUGCAGAUUUUUAGUGUUCAUACUGUAUUUAAUUCUGUUGAAUAGAUUUUGUUGUGUGUUUAAAAAAAAAAAAGAGGGGUUAUCAUUUUAAUUUAUUGGUGCCUUGUUUUGUGCUCCUGUAUACUUUUACUCUUUCUGUUUUUCUGUGUUAUGUGUCUGCGGGAGGGCAUGGGGGGUUAACUGGCGGGUUGGUGAGGGACGGGGUGGGGGGAGUUAAACACUUAGCAACUUCUGUACUUACAUGGAAUAUCUGUACUGUAUGCCAAAAUGGUCUCACUCACGUUUCUAUGAAAUCAAGCUGUUGAUAAAUAUCUCUAUAUAUUGAUAUAUUAAAUUUAUAAAAACUGUCCAA
Dicentrarchus labrax (European seabass) is the source of this 11049-nucleotide messenger RNA. It is a transcript of the gene lrp8, whose product is annotated as low density lipoprotein receptor-related protein 8, apolipoprotein e receptor. The record is from RefSeq and is a predicted model, not a curated record. NCBI's taxonomy places the organism in Eukaryota, Metazoa, Chordata, Actinopteri, Moronidae. The coding region runs from base 152 to 3175 and encodes 1007 amino acids. The transcript is spliced from 18 exons. Gene Ontology annotation, molecular function: protein binding; calcium ion binding.